Molecule: messenger RNA, 3032 nt
Organism: Zingiber officinale
Lineage: Eukaryota; Viridiplantae; Streptophyta; Magnoliopsida; Zingiberales; Zingiberaceae
Product: ankyrin repeat domain-containing protein 13C-A-like
Exons: 3
Coding region: 857-2758 (633 amino acids)
Cellular component (GO): cytoplasm
Molecular function (GO): protein binding
Source: RefSeq, a predicted model, not a curated record
CCUUGUCUCUCUUCCUCUGCUCUGGCCCCAUGGCGUCACAUGGCCUUUCAGCGAGCACAUUGCGUGCCGCUGUUGCAGGGAGCACGUUAUGGGGUUUGAUGAGCAGCUAGCUUCAUCGGUUCUAUCGUUUGUAAGGUCGAUUCGACCAGUUCUGUUACAAUUCGAUCGGAGCAACAAGAAGCUAUUUUGAUCGACUGGCGGGUGAACCUCCAAGGAUUGUGGAACACUAGAACGCGUGCAGAAGCAUAGGGAAGCUAGAACAGGCGGGAAGGAUUGAAGUCCGACGAAACAAAACUAUCGUCGUUGCUGAUCCUAACGAUCCACGUCACCAACAGCGGCGAGGCGAUCCAGGCCGUAAGCUCCCGCGGUUGGCGAAUCCGUCGGCCACCGACGUGGACUACACCUGGCGGGGCCCCAACUCCGGCCAAAAAUAGCAAGUGAGGAAUUGCCGUCUUCCCCCCUUUCCGCCUUUCCGCCAGGCGAGAGAAAAAAACAAGACGAAUUUUUAUCUGCUUGUUAUUGGGCUCUUAUAUUUGCUCCCCGAUUCCUUGUUUCUCUUUGCGAAAGAUCUCAGCUUUCUCGUCUCUUUCUUGUUCUUUGGAGCUUUUCUUUUUGCUAUGGAAGCCUGCAGCUUACAGUGUCAGCUGUUUGUGGAUAAGAUCGAGCCUUCUCCUCCUUGUUAAAUCUGUUGCUUUUGCCUAGAUCUUUGCUGGCGACGAAUAAAAAAUUUGAUCUUGAUGUCGAUUUUUUCCGAUUCCGGUGCUUAAUCUAACAGUUUAGAUCAAGCUAAAUUAAAGGACGAGGAGGAGGAGGAGAAUAACAUUUAAGCCAAAUCCGAGGAGGAGGUGGUGGAGUGAUGGCCGGAGCAGAUCCAUACGCGCACAGCUCGGUCCACAAGGCCGUAGCGGGACACGAUUACGCCGCCCUCAAGCGCAUCCUCUCGUCGCUGCCCGGCCUCGCCGAGCCGUCCUCCAUCACCACCGAGGCGGCGUCCCUGGCGGAGGAAGCUAAGGCCGACGCCAUAUCGGCUUUCAUCGACCGCCGCGACGUCCCCAACCGAGAGACACCACUCCAUCUCGCGGUCCGCCUCGGCGACGCCGCCGCCGUCGAGUUGCUCAUGAUCUCCGGCGCUGACUGGAGCCUCCAGAACGAGCAAGGCUGGAGCGCGCUCCAGGAGGCCAUCUGCGCCAGCCAGGACAACCUUGCCCGUAUCAUCGUCGGCCACUACCAGGCCCUCGCCUGGGCCAAGUGGUGCCGCCGCCUGCCGCGGCUGCUCGCCACGAUGCGCCGCAUGCGCGACUUCUACAUGGAGAUCACUUUCCACUUCGACAGCUCCGUCAUUCCCUUCAUCUCCCGCAUCGCCCCCUCCGACACCUACAAGAUCUGGAAGCGCGGCUCCAACCUGCGCGCCGACACCACCCUCGCUGGAUUCGACGGCUUCAAGAUUCAGCGCUCCGACCAAACCAUCCUCUUCCUCGGAGACGGAACAGAGGACGGCAAACUGCCGCCGGGAUCCCUGUGCAUCAUCUCCCACAAGGACAAAGAGGUAAUGAACGCUCUGGAAGGCGCCGGUGCCCCCUCCACCGAGGCAGAAAUCCACCAGGAGGUCUCCGCCAUGUCCCAAACCAACAUCUUCCGCCCAGGGAUCGACGUCACGCAGGCAGUGCUCCUCCCCCAGCUCACCUGGCGAAGACAAGAGAGGUCCGAGACGGUCGGACCAUGGAAGGCCAAAGUGUACGAUAUGCACCACGUCGUGGUGAGCAUGAAGUCCCGGAGAGUGCCCGGCGCGAUGACCGACGAGGAAUUCUUAUCUCGCUGCGACGACAACGAGUCCGACAGCGAAGAGUUCGAGGGGAUACUGACGGAGGAGGAACAACAGCAAUUGGAGAACGCGCUCAAAAUGGGAUCCUCGGAGCGAUCCCAAUCCGACGCCUACCUUGCUCAUCGGCAUAGUUGCCAUGGACCGAGGACGGCGCCAGCAAUGGAAGACGCUCACAGCAGCAGCAGCAGCAGCAACAACAACAACAACGCCGAGAGAAGGCAAGAUCGGAAGAGUUGGUUCGGCAAUUGGAUUAAACGAAGCAAUAGCAAUCACAGACAAGACGAUCAAAAGAAGGCCGCGCCGCCAAGGAAUUCACUCUCUCUGGAGGAGAAGGUGAGCGACCUUCCCGGUCAUUCGAUAGAUGCCGCGAACAGGGCUGAAGAUCUCAAGAAGGGAAGGGAUCACAAGGAUCUCAAGAGCGGGAAAGAGAGCGAGUUCAGAAAGGGUUUGAGGCCUGUUCUGUGGCUCUCUCCCGACUUUCCGCUGCAGACAGAAGAACUGCUGCCGCUGCUCGACAUUCUUGCCGACAAAGUCAAAGCCAUUCGCCGGUUGAGGGAUCUCAUGACGACGAAGCUCCCUCCCGGAACCUUUCCAGUCAAGGUCGCGAUUCCGGUCAUUCCUACCAUCCGAGUCCUGGUUACUUUCACCAAGUUUGAAGAGCUACAGCCGGCGGAGGACUUCUUGACUCCUCCUUCCAGCCCCGGCCACAAGGUGGUUGAAGCAUCCACAUCCAACUCCUGGAUUCAAUGGAUAAAGGCACCAUAUCGUCAAAGCUACUCGAUGGCAUCUGGGCCAAGUAGCCGUGUCGAAGACAUUCAGAAUCCGUUCGCCAUUCCUCCCGACUAUGCUUGGACUACUCCUGAAGCAAAAAAGAAGAGAAUGCAGGAAAACAAGAGCAGAUCAAAGAAGGGGAGGAGUCUGAAUCAAAGUAGUUGAUACGCUAUGUGCUCGAACGAUGUCCCUCUAUCUCAAAGAUAAUCCGACUCGAAGGCUCUAUGGUAAUUGAUGAUCGUCUCGUGACGCUCAACGAGAGCCCGAAGAUCAUCUUUUUUUCUCUUGUAUCAGCUUGAUCUCCUUUGGGUAUGUUUGUGUUGCUCCUAUGGUCUCAUAUGCUCAUGACAAGAGAAAAGUGAAUCCUUUGUGAUGGACACUCAUGUCAUUACUAGUUCGAUCUUGAUCAAUCAAUGGAUUAUGUGUUUUUAAGUAGUUA